CAUUUGACUGCGCUCAUCGUCGCAACGCAACGACGUUCUUGAGAGCAUGCAACCACAUUUCUUGGCCAUGACUUUGCCGUUAUUCUAGAACAAAACUUUCCGCACAUCCGCCGCCGCUAUCCCCCAGACAUCCUCCUCCUUCCGUCCAUAUCCCAUGCGGCUUUGCGCUACGACGUCACGGGCUACCAACAACGUCCAACAUGCCCCCUUGGCCUUGGGCACAUCGUCAGGAUAAUGGCGACUCACCUCUUCUACCUCUCUCCAUACCCAGCAUAAACGGGAUAGAUCACGAUGAGGAGCGGGAUCAUGACGGCAAUGGACCGGGAAGAUCUAGGUCCAGGACCUCGAGACCCAGACACGUGCGAACGACGUCUGCGCAAUCGAGAGGCGUCGCUGACCAGUACUCGCUUAUGACACCAGCCGAAACCGCGUCGCGCUUGCAAACAUCUCUCACACAUGGUCUGACCGCUGGAGAAGCUUUGUCGAGGAUACGGGACUUUGGCCCAAACGAAAUACCGCAAGAGCCCCCAGAGCCGCUGUGGCUUCGGUUCAUCAAGCAGUUCCAGGAGCCUUUAAUUAUCUUGCUGCUGGUUUCAGCAUUCGCUUCUGUAAUAGUUGGAAACUUGGACGACGCAGUCAGCAUAACCGUUGCUGUUACCAUCGUUGUUGCCGUUGGCUUCGUCCAAGAAUACCGUUCCGAAAAGUCCAUCGAGGCCCUCAACCAUCUUGUUCCUAAUCAUGCUCAUUUGGUUAGAGCGCAAAACACCAAGCCAGCUCAGAGCGCCAAGAGUGCCUCCUGGCCUCCUGUCGCCGACGAUGAAGCAAAAGGGGAUUCCCUGAGUGGCGCCGAGACGCCUGGCGAGGAAAUGAUGGAGGCCGUCUCGUCCAAGGUCAUGGCCGCACAACUCGUGCCGGGAGAUCUAGUACUCUUCACCACGGGGGAUCGAAUUCCAGCAGAUAUUCGAGUGACUAAGGCUUCAGACUUGACUAUCGACGAAUCAAACCUCACCGGCGAGAAUGAGCCCGUCCAGAUGACUGCGCAAUCCAAAUCCAGGAAUUUCAUCUCCGCCGUUCGCCUGCCGAGCCCAUCAACGCUUUCUCCGGCGUCGUAUAAUGACGCUUCGAAGGACGACACGUCGCGUUCCGGAGGCAACAACAUUGCAUACAUGGGAACCCUCGUCAAGUCUGGGUACGGACAGGGUAUAGUCUAUGCGACCGGUGGCGACACACAGUUUGGGACCAUCGCCGCCAGUGUUUCUGGUACCGAGAGCCCACGGUCUCCCCUGCAGCUAUCUAUGGAUGAGUUAGGCUCCCAGUUGAGCAAGAUUUCAUUCGGAAUAAUUGGUAUGAUAUCUGUGGUUGGAUGGUUGCAAGGCAAGAAGCUUCUCGAGAUCUUCACAAUUUCGAUAUCACUAGCUGUGGCUGCCAUUCCCGAAGGUCUGCCUAUUAUCGUCACCGUCACCUUGGCCCUUGGUGUCCACAGGAUGGCCAAGCACCAUGCCAUUGUGAGGAAAAUGCCCAGUGUGGAGACCUUGGGUUCAGUCAAUGUGGUUUGUUCCGACAAAACUGGAACUUUGACCAUGAAUCAUAUGACAGUUGCGAAUACCUGGUAUUUCGGCGCAAAAGAACCGAUCGACGUAGAAGCUGAUGAUGUCGUCGACCGUACGCCUAAUGUGGCUACUCUCAGGAUCCUUCGUAUCGGCAACAUUGCCAACAACGCUCGCUUGUCUCACCAUGAUGCUGAAGGGGCUUCGACUGUCUUGUCUGAUAGCCAGAACAAAGAUUUCUCAAAGCAUUCUCGCUGGGUUGGGCAGCCGACUGACGUGGCCAUGCUCGAUCUUCUAGAUCGAUUUACGGAACACGACGUUAGGGACUCAAUUGGACCUCGUACAGCAGAGACACCAUUUAGUUCCGCGAGAAAAUGGAUGGGCAUCGUGAUUGGUGCAGAUCCAAGGAACAGUGACAAGGAGUACGCGUACAUGAAGGGCGCCAUUGAUAAGGUUCUUGACGCCUGUGACACCUACCUCACAGAGGAUGGAAAGGAAAUCGUGCUGGAUUCUGCUCGCCGCCAGGACGCUCUCAAUGCCGCAGAGAAGAUGGCCGAAAAGGGGUUGAGGGUUCUUGCAUUCGCAGGCGGCCCUGUCACCAGAUUUAAUAGAAACAAAGCUGGUCUGGCUCCUAACUCGCGGAGCAACACUCCUGCUGCUCGUGAUGGCAGCGAAAGCCCUGGCUUGACCAAUGAUGAGAGCUUGUUCAAGGGCUUGACUUUCGCUGGUCUUGUUGGAAUGAGCGAUCCUCCUAGACCAGGUGUUGCACGUUCAAUUAGAAAGCUCAUGCGUGGCGGCGUCAAGGUCAUCAUGAUCACCGGCGACGCUGAUACAACAGCUGUCGCAAUCGGCAAGCAGCUUGGUAUGCAAAUUGCUACACCACGAGAGCACUCCGCGAAUCAAGUAGCGGUCAGACCUGUUCUGCGAGGAGAUGAGGUCGAUGCGAUGACAGAAGACGAGUUGGCAGCUGCUAUGCAGACCACUACAAUUUUUGCACGUACCAAUCCUGAUCAUAAGCUUAAGAUCAUUCGUGCGCUUCAGUCUCGAGGUGACAUUGUUGCCAUGACUGGUGAUGGCGUCAACGAUGCGCCAGCAUUAAAAAGGGCAGACAUCGGCAUUUCCAUGGGGCUUCACGGUACUGAUGUGGCCAAGGAAGCUUCCGACAUGAUACUUACAGAUGAUGACUUCUCCACCAUCCUCCACGCAAUCGAGCAGGGCAAAGGCAUAUUCAGCAAUAUUCAGAAUUUUAUUACAUUCCAGCUGAGCACUAGCGUGGCAGGUCUCACGUUAGUGUUCAUCUGUACCUGCAUGGGGCUCAAGUCGCCCUUGAACGCCAUGCAGAUCCUCUGGAUUAAUAUCAUCAUGGACGGCCCACCUGCUCAGUCACUUGGCGUCGAGGCUGUCGAUAAAGACGUCAUGUCCCGCCCCCCUCGUGCACGUAGUGAGCCGGUUCUGACCCGCAACCUAAUAACUCGCGUUUUGACACAAGCAUUUAUCGUUAUGGCUGGUACAAUGUUCGUUUAUAAGCGGGAGAUGUUAGAUGGCGAGGUGACGCGACGCGACACCACGAUGACGUUCACGUGCUUUGUGCUCUUUGAUAUGUUCAAUGCUUUAGCAUGUCGAUCAGAGAGCAAGUCUAUCCUGCGUGGCGAAGUGGGUCUAUUCUCGAACACUUUAUUCAACUGGGCCGUAUCGCUCAGUUUGGCGGGGCAGCUGUUGGUUAUCUACUUUCCCUGGCUGCAAGAAGUAUUCCAGACUGAAGCGCUGAGCUUCAAGGAUUUGUUUGGAUUGAUCUUCAUGUGCAGCUCGGUCUUCUGGGCGGAUGAGGCUAGGAAGUGGUAUAGAUACGGCCGGAGAAAGCUGGGUGGAUACAGUCAGGCUGUAUAAGAACAGCAGAAUCAUAGAAGCAAGAGGCAUAAUACAUCGAGCCCUUAUGUGGUGGUUAAUAUGCUUCACUACAUCGCCUGUACAAAGUAGUGUUCAUGCCGAAGAGCUGCAUAGCGUAGCAAUCUUGAAAGCAAUUGACUAAAUGAACAUAAAUGCGCGUUUGCUGCCU
Truncatella angustata is the source of this 3603-nucleotide messenger RNA. RefSeq lists its product as uncharacterized. Gene Ontology annotation, biological process: intracellular calcium ion homeostasis; calcium ion transmembrane transport; manganese ion transport. The coding region runs from base 201 to 3434 and encodes 1077 amino acids. Gene Ontology annotation, cellular component: endoplasmic reticulum; Golgi membrane; plasma membrane. Gene Ontology annotation, molecular function: ATP binding; ATP hydrolysis activity; P-type calcium transporter activity. NCBI's taxonomy places the organism in Eukaryota, Fungi, Ascomycota, Sordariomycetes, Amphisphaeriales, Sporocadaceae. The transcript has 3 exons. The record is from RefSeq and is a predicted model, not a curated record.